UAAUUCAAGAGAUAUGUAGCCGACAACCCAUGUAUAAAUCCUUGAUUCAUAUCUCCAUUGUCAACCAAUUACGCCCAUUUGAAUUUCUUAGAUGGCUUUUCCUCGACCGACUUCUGCUCUUUGGAGCAUCAAUAUCAUCACCAUCUUCUUCCUGCUCUCUGUAUCUUCUUCCCAAGCUUCAAAUUCUCCUCCAUCCACACAAAAUUCUCGACUCUCCAACGCUUACAGAGCCCUCCAGGCUUGGAAACAUGCCAUUUUCUCCGACCCUUUAAACUUCACUGCAAACUGGUGCGGCCCUGAGGUUUGCAACUACACUGGUGUGUAUUGUGCACCUGCCCCGGAUGAUCCGGCCACCAUUACGGUGGCCGGAAUUGACCUGAACCAUGCCAAUAUUUCAGGCUAUUUGCCUGAUGAGCUUGGCCUCCUUACGGACCUCGCUCUCUUCCAUUUAAACUCCAAUCGCUUUUGUGGCUCAGUUCCUGAUUCCUUCCGAAAUAUGAAGCUUCUGUAUGAGCUUGAUAUCAGCAACAACCAAUUCUCCGGUCAGUUUCCUCCGGUUCUUCUUUGUUUACCUUCUCUCAGGUUUCUCGACAUCCGAUUCAACCAAUUCCAGGGCGAUGUCCCUUCAAAACUCUUUGAUUUAAAACUUGAUGCCUUGUUUAUCAACAACAACAACUUCCGAGGAACCAUCCCGAAAAACAUUGGAAAUUCCCCCGUUUCCGUUAUUGUCCUGGCAAAUAAUAACUUCAGCGGCUGCAUACCUUCCGGUUUGACAAAAAUGGGGGAGACCCUUCAACAGAUCCUGUUGAUUAACAUGGGAUUGACUGGCUGUUUGCCGGAAGAUAUCGGAUUGUUGAAGGAAGUGACAGUCUUUGAUGUAAGCUUCAACAGGCUAGUUGGUUCGCUGCCAGUGUCCAUUGGAGAUAUGAAGAAUUUGCAGCAGCUAAAUGUGGCUCAUAACAAAUUUUCCGGUCAAAUUCCUGAGAGUAUUUGCUCACUGCCGAGCUUGGAGAAUUUCACUUACUCCUACAACUAUUUCUGCGGUGAAUCAACGUGCCUCAACUUGUCAGCUAAAGAUGACAGGAAGAAUUGCAUUCCUGACAGACCGCAUCAAAGAUCACCCCACGAAUGCAAGUUGUUCUAUGCCUAUCCUGUCAGUUGUAGCGCCUUUGGUUGCUCAUACAGAAGCCCACCUCCACCUCCGCCUCCUCCUCCGCCACCACCUCCUCCUCCACCCCCACCUCCUCCUCCGCCACCACCUCCUCCUCCACCCCCACCUCCACCUCCGCCACCACCUCCUCCUCCACCCCCACCUCCACCUCCGCCACCACCUCCUCCGCCAGAGAAGUGUUCACCACCACCACCUCCUCCGCCAGAGAAGUGUUCACCACCACCACCACCACCCCCUCCACCUCCACCUCCUCCGCCAGAGAAGUGUUCACCUCCACCCCCUCCAGUGAAACAUUAUCCAUGAUCAAACACACAAAUACAUAUAUAGUUCUGUUUUCAGUCAAUUUAUUGCUCCGAAAUGAGAUUGAAUAACCAGUCUGUAAUUUCUGUAUAAUUCUGGGUUUGUAGAAGAAAUGAUGACUAGUUGUUGAA
This is a messenger RNA of Mangifera indica (mango), 1602 nucleotides long. RefSeq names its product leucine-rich repeat extensin-like protein 6. The transcript has a single exon. Bases 92 to 1474 code for a protein of 460 amino acids. The record is from RefSeq and is a predicted model, not a curated record. NCBI's taxonomy places the organism in Eukaryota, Viridiplantae, Streptophyta, Magnoliopsida, Sapindales, Anacardiaceae. Gene Ontology annotation, molecular function: protein binding.